Molecule: messenger RNA, 3601 nt
Organism: Anneissia japonica
Lineage: Eukaryota; Metazoa; Echinodermata; Crinoidea; Comatulida; Comatulidae
Product: ELAV-like protein 1
Exons: 7
Coding region: 396-1523 (375 amino acids)
Cellular component (GO): ribonucleoprotein complex
Molecular function (GO): RNA binding
Source: RefSeq, a predicted model, not a curated record
UUUAACGGUACGUUGUGUAGCGUGAGUGAUCAUUCUCUCUCUCUCUGUCUAUCUUAGUCCAUCUGACUGAGUUUACCUACCAACUUUUAUCAAGAAAGAUUUAACUUAGUAUUGCUUACGUUAUUAUUUUGGUUUUUACUUUUUUAUUUCUUUAGCAGUUUAUGGUAUAUAUUCGUUCUGUUAAAAGAGAGAAGUGAUUUAACAAAACAGGCAAGCAGCAGCACAGUGUUGUUACAGAUUCUUCAGAAUUCAACCAAGAUAGAAUUUUCGCAAUAUUAUUGGCAUUAUAAAUAUAUAUCUAGGCCUAUCUGUAUUAUAAAUUUCGCUUUCGACUUGCCCGUAUUUGAUUGGAGAUAGCCUAAAUCAACUUCACGUCGAAUUCUAAUCAAGUAAAAAUGACGACUAUGGAUGGACAAAUUCCAAAUGUAAAUGGCAUGACAAUGUGCCAAAAAGCAAAUGCAAUGCAACAGUGUGACGAGGAUGGAUCUCGAACCAAUAUAAUCGUGAAUUACCUGCCACAGUCCCUAACACAAGAGGAGCUAAGAUCAUUGUUCAGUAGUAUCGGGGAAAUUGAGAGCUGUAAACUGAUCCGAGACAAAGUUUCUGGACAGAGCUUGGGUUAUGGCUUUGUUAAUUAUAUGAAGUCGGCCGACGCUGACAAGGCCGUAAAGACCUUGAAUGCUCUAAAACUUCAAGACAAGAUGAUAAAGGUUAGCUAUGCACGGCCAAGCAGUCCUGCCAUAAAAGAUGCCAAUCUGUAUAUCAGUGGACUGCCUAAGUCUUAUGGACCAGAGGACUUGGAGAAGUUAUUCCACCCGUUUGGAAGGAUAAUAACAUUACGCCUGUUGACCGAUCAGACAACAGGUAAGGGCUUGCCCCGAGGUGUUGGGUUUGUUAGAUAUGAUAGACGAACAGAAGCAGAAAAUGCUAUUGCAAAACUUCACAACACAAUCCCAGUAAAGGGAACGGAACCGAUCACAGUGAAAUUUGCCAACAACCCUUCGCAGAACCAGCAAAAGAUGCUACUCCAACAGUGUGCGCUUACACCUGCCGCUCUCAGCCAGCUAAAUAUUCUGUCGCCACCAAGAACGAGAGGAUAUUCUCCCGGACCAAUGAGACACUGUACGCCAACCAUAAGGUUGAAUCAAUUAUCAAGCAAGAUGUCCGGCAUAAUGGCCAAGCUCUUCCCUAAACAGUCGAUGUAUUCACCAAUGGGAAAUGAUGUACUUUCAGCAAUGAAUCUCCAAGCAAUGACCAACAAUGGGAAUGGUUGGGUGAUAUUUGUGUAUAAUCUAAUGCAAGAUACGGAAGAACAACUGCUUUACCAGUUGUUUGGCCCAUUUGGUGCAAUAACAAGCGUGAAAGUCGUGCGAGACUUUGCUUCGCAGAAGUGCAAGGGCUAUGGAUUCGUAACCAUGACAAAUUAUGAGGAGGCGUUGAGUGCUAUCGCGCAUCUGAAUGGUUAUUCCUUAGGAGGACGCAUUCUACAAGUGUCAUUUAAAAACAACAAAACAAAAAUGUAAGAUGGACAACAUCACACCUGGACAAGAACUCCCACCGGGGCAAUACACAUCUUCUUCGAGAUGCUCGCCAAAACAACCCAUAAUAUUACGCCUGGUGUGCAAAUGAGUUUCAACAUAUAAAUGAUUUCUUUGGUUAUGUUUGUGUAAUUUUUCUUAAAAUAAGUUUACAAUUGUGCAUGUAUUAUUUGAUAUCAGCUGAGUGAUGAUAUGUGCUUUAUAUUGGUUCUGUGAUCUCUUUAAGAUUGUUAAGUAAGAAGUUAUAAUUUAGAAGAACAGUUUGCAUGUGUUUUUUCUUCAGUCUAAAAAAAGUGUAAUAUUGUAUUGUGUUGUUUAGAAAAAAAUGAAUUUUGACUGCAUAAUUGAUUGAUUUGGACUUGUGUGCCAACAUUAACUUUUGAGUGUUCCUUUCAUGCAACAUUUCCGUUCCAUUCUCUUUGUCCGUCUUCUUUCCUUAAUUUCUUUGUUUUCUUCUUAUAAAGAAGAAAUAAUUAAAUGGCAUAAAUUACCUGAUGUCAUUCAUUUGCAAUCACUGCAGCUGCCAAAUAAAGGAAAGAACUUUUAACAGAUAAAAAUUUAAAAACGAUGAACUUACAUGAUCUUCCCAAAAAUUGACCCUAUCAGCUAAGACCGGAAAUCGGUCAGCAAUAGACAUGGAAAUGGAUGUAAAUGAUGUGGUCACAAUGUAAAUAACAUGUUUUCAAGUUAAAAAAAAAUGUUAAAAUUAUUUGAAAUAUUGAAUAUAUUUAUUGUUGCAUCAUACAUAUUCGAUGUUGAUUCUUAAAUCUUAAAUUCUUAACAGUUUUGUUAUAUUUCUCGUUAUGUGAUGCUUGUUAUAUGUUUUGAAAAUCUAAAAAUAUAGAAUAUUAAUUAAUAUAGUUAUUUACUUAUCUACACUGUAUGGCAAGAGAGAAGAGAUGACUUUACUAUGUCUGAAACAAAUAAGUUUCCUUUUAUCACAUAGUACACAGUUUAUUUCAAAUUGCACAAAAAAUGAAAAGCAAGUUAGGUACAUCUAGAUGUUUAAAAAAAUCCUUCAUUAAGUUUCUUGUUAGUGACGCGUGUUUGUGAUUUUGUUAUAGAAGUUAAUGCUUUAGUGUUGCUUUUAAAAAGUGUUUUUGGAAGAAAUGGUACAAAAUGAAUAGCAAUCAAAUGUUUUGUGCUUCAGUAUAGAAGAGAGAUUGGCUGCAAAAUCAUGCCACAGAGUCCUCUGGGACUAUAAAAUAAAAUGUAUCUUAUUUCUUUCAAGUGCUAAAUAAUGAAUAAAAACAUGAAAGAUGGAAUAUUUUGAUAUGCAGUGAAAAUUCCAUAUUUUUUACUCGCCGCUGGCAAAUUCGAGAACGAAAGAAUUAUGUAGAAAUAGUGAGGUUGGAGGCUGGUACUGAUUUAAAACAAAACUCUCUGUAAAAGCAUGAAGGGAAUUUUGUUUGCUAGUGUAGUAAAGAUUUAAGAUGGGGAAAAUAUGCACCUCAAACAUAAUAUAUAAAUUCUACCAUAUAAUGGUAAAACAAUUUUUAAAUUCCUUUAAAUGUAGGGGGCGUAUUUUACAGGGUUAUUUCUAAAAUAAUGGUAUAACCAUAUAUUAAAAAAAUUUUAUCCCCAGACUGUUUUUACUUGGAGAGUUUUGAUGCAUUUUGUCGAUUCAUUCUAAUCUGAGUAAACACAAAUGAAAUGGAUUUUACUCAACGAAUGGUCUUGUCUGACAAAUGUUUUGCCAAUGUUUUACAAUGUUUAACAUCAAUUCAUUUUCCAGUUUUGUAUGGUGCGUUUAAAAAUAAGAGUUGAGUAUAAAAUGGACAGAACCGAUGGUCUUUCAAACUUAACACACACAUUCCUAUAAAAGCUAUUAUAAAAAAAAAAACUAUCAAUGUUUUAAAGAGUCUGAGAUAUGUGGAUACUCUGUACAAGUAGCUGGCUUUACAGUUAUUGAAGACAGCGAAUAUUGAUUUGGUAAAUGGUGUGUUUAAGACCAGAAGUUAUGAGCGAUUAAUUUGUUUUUGAGGAAAAUUUUUUUGCUACUUGCCCAAUUUGUACUGUACUUUUUACAUGUUUCAAAUAAAUGUGUGAAAAAGUCUGCAAAA